This is a messenger RNA of Phytophthora nicotianae INRA-310, 1899 nucleotides long. RefSeq names its product TKL protein kinase. Gene Ontology annotation, molecular function: protein kinase activity; ATP binding; protein binding. Bases 1 to 1899 code for a protein of 632 amino acids. Gene Ontology annotation, biological process: protein phosphorylation. Lineage: Eukaryota; Oomycota; Peronosporomycetes; Peronosporales; Peronosporaceae. The transcript is spliced from 5 exons. The record is from RefSeq and is a predicted model, not a curated record.
AUGGCGCUUGCUUGGCAGCCCAAAGCAGAUAUAACCUCUCGUGUUCCUGUUUUUCUGGCCACAACAGAAUGGAAUUUUCGCAUUCGGGCACCCGACGCUCAGCCGGAAUUCCCAUUCCCGACGACAAUUAGCGAUGGCAGUGUCGUUCAAGUGGAUUCUUUGAUGAUGCUCGAAGCUCCUUCGGAGCUACUCACCUUCAAGAUACAAGGAGACAGCAGCAAUCUUGUCCCCAUAAACCUAGAAAAGGCUACAACGGAUGACGGCAACCUAGCAAUUGUUGGUUCUCAAAGCGUGCCGUCUCUUGCUGAAGUAAAUCUAGCGGAAAACAAUAUUUCCAGUAUUUAUUCCAACUUGCCCAGGUCCACCGAGGCCUUGAAUGCAAUGAGCGAAAUCAAUAUGGCAAACAACAGCUUUACCGAAUUUCCAGUCAAUUUGCUGCAGUUUCCGAAUCUUAAAAAGCUUGAUUUGAGUGGCAACCUCAUCACAAAUUUGACAAUCACCAGUGAUGAUCUUGCAGCUAUUUCACAGCUUCAAUUGUUUCGUAUCGAUACCCCUGCUGGGUUUGGGGGCAAUGGAGGUGACUGUGAUAACGGCGAAUUGCAAAAGGUACACAACACAAAUUUUUGUGUCGUGAAGAACACGAGCACGUCUACCCCGGAGGUGCUAGCUGGAAGCAGUGAGGAUAACACCAACUGGACAAUCUUCGUACUCGUGGCUGCUUUUGGAGGAUGUUUUGUGGGCUUCCUGUUGUUCUUUCUGGCAAUGAAAUUCGUUCAAUAUCAACAAGAACGCCAACAUAAGGCAGACUUAUCUCCACCUGUGGUCGAGGAGGUCCUGACGUCACAAGCCGGUGACAGUUCUGCAGUGCAGGCAUUCUAUAACUCGCUUCAUCCGACACUAUACGGAGAGCUACUCAAAGACCCAGUGAUCAUGUCGUUCCGACUGAAAUACAAAGAUCUCCAUGUGGGUCGAUGCAUCAGCAAAGGAGGCUUUGGACUCGUGUACACGGGUAUGUACAAGCAUCGACGUGUGGCCAUCAAGAAGAUCAUGCGUGAAAAGUGUGAGAAGUUAUCUCAAAUUCGCAUGUUCAUUCGAGAGAUAACGCUGAUGGGGUCGCUUAAGCAUGAACGCAUUGUGGAAUUCAUCGGCGUUGCAUGGGACUCGCUCCGUAACUUAAGUGCAGUCACGGAAUACAUGGAACGAGGGGAUUUACGAGAUGUUCUUCAUAUCUUGAAACACCGAGAAAGCACUGUCGAUAAUGAAUUAACGUGGCAAGGCAGAAAACUCACCAUUGCGCUACAUAUCGCUGAAGGACUUGCGUACAUGCACUCGCUCAACCCGAAGGUGAUUCACCGUGACCUCAAGUCCAAGAACGUGCUACUGAACAGCGAAUACGAGGCUAAGCUCAGCGACUUUGGUGUAUCUCGUGCUCGUCAAGUGGCUAACGUUAAAGAUGGUCCUGGUCGAUUCAUGACUCCAGGGGUUGGUACAUCAUUUUGGAUCGCUCCAGAGGUGUUGCUCGGCCGAGAUUACGACGAGCGUGCAGACAUUUUCUCGUUCGGUGUCGUGCUGUCCGAGAUCGACACGGACGACUACCCAUACUGGAACUCUGGAGCUCCAGCACACGACAAUCCGGAUGAACGGCGGUCGCAGGAGCAGAAGAUUCUGGAGAAGGUGGCGCUUGGCUCCUUGCGUCCGACAUUUUACAAUGACUGUCCACCGGGAGUCCUUGCGCUGGCCUCAAGCUGCCUCGAAGGUAGGCCAGAAAACCGACCCAGCGCAUCAGAAGUUGUCCUCACGAUCAAAGAGCUCAUGCGCGAGUGGCAGUUCGACAGCACGACCCACCUGGAACCUGAACCAGAUCAAAUUGUCACGGAAGGCUUCCUCUCAAGCACGUAA